Oryctolagus cuniculus (rabbit) is the source of this 2207-nucleotide messenger RNA. It is a transcript of the gene OIT3, whose product is annotated as oncoprotein induced transcript 3. Lineage: Eukaryota; Metazoa; Chordata; Mammalia; Lagomorpha; Leporidae. Gene Ontology annotation, molecular function: calcium ion binding. The record is from RefSeq and is a predicted model, not a curated record.
UUUUUUUUUCUUUAAGUGCUUAAAAAAGAAAGGCACAGCGCAAACGUGGCACGGACAGGAUCUUCAGUCUCUCGGCAGCUGGCGCCCAGCGAUGCCUCCGUCCCUGCUUCUCACCUGCAUCUUGGUCUCAGUCACGCCAGUGGCGCUCAUGGCCCUGGAUCCGUGUUCUGCCUACAUCAGCCUCAAUGAGCCCUGGAGGAACACGGAGCACCAGUUUAAUGAGUCUCAAGAUCCCCCUCUGUGUGACAACCACGUGGACGGGGAGUGGUACCGCUUCACAGGCAUGGCCGGAGACGCCAUGCCCACCUUCUGCAUACCAGAAAACCACUGUGGGACCCACGCACCUGUCUGGCUCAACGGCAGCCACCCCCUAGAAGGCGACGGCAUCGUGCAACGCCAGGCCUGCGCCAGCUUCAGAGGGAACUGCUGCCUGUGGAACACCACGGUGGAGGUCAAGGCUUGCCCCGGAGGCUACUAUGUGUACCGUCUGACCAAGCCCAGCGUCUGCUACCACGUCUACUGCGGUCACUUUUAUGACAUCUGCGAUGAAGAGUGCCAUGGCAGCUGCGUGGACGCCAGCAAGUGCACCUGCGCUCCGGGAACCGUGCUGGGUCCUGACGGGCAGACGUGCUUUGAUGAAAACGAAUGUGAGCAGAACAACGGUGGCUGCAGUGAGAUCUGUGUGAACCUCAAAAGCUCCUACCGCUGCGAGUGUGGGGUUGGCCGGGCGCUGAGAAGGGACGGCAAGACCUGCGAAGACAUUGAAGGAUGCCACAACAGCAAUGGGGGCUGCAGCCACUUCUGCCUGGGGCUGGAGCGGGGCUACCAGUGCGAGUGUCCCCGGGGCCUGGUGCUGUCGGAGGACAACCACACCUGCCAAGUCCCUGUCGUGUGCAAGUCCAGCGCCAUUGAGGUGAGCGUCCCCCGGGAGCUGGUGGGCGGCCUGGAGCUCUUCCUGACCAACACCUCCUGCCGAGGAGUGUCCAACGGCACCCACGUCAACCUCCUCUUCUCCCUCAAGACCUGCGGCACAGUGGUGGAUGUGGUGAAUGACAAGAUCGUGGCCAGCAACCUGGUGACGGGUGUCCCCAAGCAGACCCCGGGCAGCAGCGGCGACGUCAUCAUCCGCACCAGCAAGCUGCUGAUCCCGGUGACGUGCGAGUUCCCGCGCCUCUACACCCUCUCCGAGGGCUACGUGCCCAACCUCCGCAACGCGCCGCUGGAGAUCGCGGGCCGAAACCACGGCAUCUUCCCCUUCACGCUGGAGAUCUUCAAGGACCGCGAGUUUGAGGAGCCCUACCGGGAGGCGCUGCCCACCCUGAAGCUGCGCGACUCGCUCUACUUCGGCAUCGAGCCCGUGGUGCACGUGAGCGGCCUGCGGAGCCUGGUGGAGAGCUGCUUCGCCACGCCCACCGCCGAGAUGGACGAGACCCUCAAGUACCACCUCAUCCGCGACGGCUGCGUCUCUGACGACUCGGUGAAGCAGUACACGUCCCGGGAUCACCUCGCCAAGCACUUCCAGGUCCCCGUCUUCAAGUUCGUGGGCAAGGACCACAAGGAGGUGUUUCUGCACUGCCGGGUGCUGGUGUGUGGGAUGCUGGACGAGCGGUCCCGCUGUGCCCAGGGCUGCCAUCGGCGACUGCGGCGCGGCGCAGAGGAAGGUGGCGACUCCCGGGGUCUGCAGAGCCGGAUGCUGACGGGCGGCCCCAUCGCCAUCGACCGGGAGGAGUAGUCAGCCGUCGGGCCUCGCCUUCCCGGCUCGGGCUGCCCUCUGGAACUUCUCCCCACUGCCUCUGGAACACCAGCGACCCCCGGAGGGCCCCCCACUUCUCCAAACCUGACGCCGCGGGCUCAACCUCCCAGCUUCGACUCCCUCCGCGCCUGGCCCGCUGGGUGCGCCAGGCCACAGCGGCGCCCACCGCUGGCCUGGGCGGGGUUCUCCUUGCUAAGCUGUUCCCGCAGAAUGACGCUCGCCCUCUGUGCCCCAUUUCCUUCCUACCAUUAAAUACCUCAUAUGUGAUGCAGUAGGACCACUACAGUCGGAAGCUGGGUAGAGUUAUUUCAAGCUAGAAAGCUAAAGAAAAGUUACCAAAAUUCUGACUCAUGUGUUAAUAAUAAUUAUAGCCUGAAAUUUUAAUUCAAAUACAGAAUAGUUAUGGUGGAUAAGGAAGUUUAUCAAUAAACCUAUGUGUAAUAAAAAAACACUA